UAAAAUAUUUCACUUUAUGCAGGACUGUGGCGCUGCUUUUGUGUAAAAUAGCGUGUUCCAAUUUGAGACAGGGACAUUAUUAGUCCAAAUCGCUGCUGAGAAUGAGUGGAGGCGUUUACGGAGGAGAUGAGGUGGGAGCUCUUGUGUUCGAUGUUGGAUCAUAUUCACUCAGAGCUGGCUAUGCAGGAGAAGACUCUCCGAAGGCGGAGAUCUCGACGCCGUUGGGUUCCUUAGACAACAAAGAAACAGAGUCCUUGGAUCUUGACGGAUUAUCGUCGGGAUCCAUCAGGGAUGGAAAGAAGAAAUACAUCGUAGACAUAAACUCACUCUCAGUUCCCCUGGCUGGCGUUGAAAUGGGAAACCCCCUGAAGGACGGCAUGAUUGAUGAUUGGGAUAUGUAUGGUGCCCUCUUGGACCACACCUAUAAAAGAUACAUCCAGUCAGAUUCCGCCGAGCAUCCAGUACUAAUGUCAGAACCCCCAUGGAACACAAGACACAAGAGAGAGAAACUGACUGAAGUCAUGUUUGAGAAAUACAGCAUUCCAGCUUUCUUCCUGUGCAAGAAUGCUGUUCUUACUGCUUUUGCCAACAUACGUUCCACAGGGUUGGUCAUAGACAGCGGAGCAACACACACUACAGCUACCCCAGUACAUGAAGGUUAUGUUCUACAACAAGGUAUUGUUAAGAGUCCACUAGCUGGAGACUUUGUCACCAUGCAGUGUAAAGAGCUUUUUGACGAGAUGAAAAUAGACGUGGUUCCCCCAUACCUUAUAGCUUCCAAGGAGUCGGUCAAGGAAGGCGCACCUGCCAACUUCAAGAGGAAAGAAGUACCCCAGGUUACGAAGUCAUGGCAUAACUACAAGGUCAAACAGUUAAUGCAAGACUUUCAGGUCACGACGCUUCAAGUUGCUGAUACACCGUAUGAGCCAGACGCUGCCGAUCAGCUUCCUUCUGUCCUGUACGAUUUCCCCAACGGCUACCAUCAAGAAUUUGCCGAGGAACGAGUCCGUAUUCCAGAGGGACUGUUCGACCCCUCACAUGUUAAGGGCUUUGAGGGCAAUACCAUGCUUGGUGUGGGCCAUGUCGCUAGCACUAGCAUUGGACUUUUAGAUGCUGACAUCAGAGCUGCAAUGUACAGCAAUGUGAUCGUCACUGGAGGAAAUACCUUGUUGAAUGGAUUCAUCGAUCGACUCCAGAGAGAACUUCAAAAUAAAACACCCCAGAACAUGCGUCUGAAGAUCAUUGCCCCCUCCGGAACCACAGAGAGACGGUUCAGCUCCUGGAUAGGAGGAUCCAUCCUGGCUUCUCUAGGAACUUUCCAACAGAUGUGGAUCUCGAGACAAGAAUACGAAGAAGCGGGAAAGAGUUGUGUAGAGCGGAAAUGUCCUUGAAGUAUCGUCAAUGUUUUUGUGUUUUUUUACAAAAUAACCUCAAGGAUUGUCAGUCACAAAUCUGUCUUGAACGGAUACCCUAAAGGGAUGAAAACAUUCACAUGUCAAGAAAUAGUUUGAGUGCUUUUACUCUUGGGCAUGUGUCAUUUUUGUGUAAUAAUGAAGUAAAUUUGUGCACUCGAAAUAAAUUAUUUUGUGCGUUCAAAAUUGUAUUGUGCACUUGAAAUUCGUGCAGACGAAAUAUUAUAUUUAGAGGGCAGGAAAUGAUUUAAGGAGCCUAAAAAUGUUUUAAAGCGCAUAAAUAAUUUAUUUUUGAGUACACAACAUGAUUAUGUGGGUAAACAAUGGGAGCGUCCAACAAUUCAUUGUGAGUGUACAAAAUUAUUUGGGAUGCCUGAAAUCAAAAACUCAAAUUGUUUCCUCUGCUCAUGAAAUUGUUUUCAUGAAGUACUAAGUCCUUUCAUGGAAAGAUUGUUGUUGUUUUUGUUUGAAUUGUCAAGUUCUCUCUCAUGUUACAUGUAAGACCACAUUUUUGUUUAAAAUAAUUUACAGAUUGUCGUGCGACGUGCGUAACGACGUAAUAAGCAUUUCUUGUACAAACUGUUUCGAGGCGCUGGAGUUUUUUUGACUCCUCAAACAGGUUUAAGUCAAUGUAGGAAGUUUAUAAUUCAGAAUAGGAGUU
Asterias rubens (European starfish) is the source of this 2073-nucleotide messenger RNA. Its product is annotated as actin-like protein 6B. NCBI's taxonomy places the organism in Eukaryota, Metazoa, Echinodermata, Asteroidea, Forcipulatida, Asteriidae. Bases 102 to 1391 code for a protein of 429 amino acids. The transcript has 13 exons. Gene Ontology annotation, biological process: nervous system development; regulation of transcription by RNA polymerase II. Gene Ontology annotation, cellular component: NuA4 histone acetyltransferase complex; SWI/SNF complex. The record is from RefSeq and is a predicted model, not a curated record. Gene Ontology annotation, molecular function: chromatin binding.